UUCUUCUCCUUAGUCAAAGGAUCCUGGGUCAUUUUUUGUCUUCACUAUUGCCAGCCGAUCAAACUUGCUGGCUCAGUGGUUUCCUUCCAUCUUUCCUCCCAAACAAAGGCUCUUGGCUUUUGUAUUAAUUGUUUCAUCUCUUCUUAUCCAUAGGAAUUCUUUUCUAGCUCAUUAUUUUCUUCAUCUUCUCAAACUGUUCCAUACCUUAUUAUCAAUGUCAACCACAUCGAGAUACACCUAUUCUACUUCCUCUUUUGAGUCACCGUAUGUGUCUCUUGAUCUUCUUGCAUACUUAAACUCAGGCAAAAUAACACCAUUCCAUACAUUCAAAGACGUGGUCAUACCAGAACUUCAAUGCCAUUUAUCCAAGGUAAAGAAAUCACUUCCUCAUCCCCCACAAAAAGAUGAAGCCCGAGACACCAUUAACGGCAAGAAUGAGGAGGACAAUUCUAACUGCGAUGAUGAUCUUGAUCCGCAUGUAAUAUUUGACGACAUACAGAGUGACCUCAACUCCAUCAACAAGGCCUGUCGUGAACUGAAGCUUUGGGCAGACCGUGUCAACCAAGAAAUCCAAGCAUUGAUUCUACAGGGCUUGGAUGAUGCCUUCAAAGCAAGAACAGAAGCACUAGAAAUUUCCCUCAGAAUCGAACAGCUUAGGAGAACCAAGGAAGUUGUCUCGAUGUUAAAGAAGCAAAUUUGUUCAUCCCCACAACUCUCUCCAGAUAGUUUGCAAUCUGAAAGCCUUCCUCAUUCCAGGUUUUCUAUGAGAACUGACUUUUUACCGGAAUCACCGGGCCAGAAGCCAGAGGAAAACAUCAAUCAAAUGUUCAUUAAGAGCUUAACUUUGAUAGAGUUUGAGGAGAAAUACAAAGGUCUAGAUGAUACACAAAAGAAGUGUUUGCUAUGUUUCUCUGUUUUCCCUGAAAAUGAAACCAUAAAGAAGAAAGUUUUGAUCCACUGGUGGGUUGGUGAGGGAUUUAUAGAUGGUAAGACUGCGGAGGAGACUGGUAAUAAGUACUUCAAAGACUUUAUCGACAAAGGCAUCAUUGAGCGCGUACACAAAAAGCGCAGAAAAAACUCCGAAAAUUGCAAGAUGAAACCUUCAAUUCGUGACACCAUAAUUAAGCUUGCGGAGGAAGAUGGGUUUGUCAGUUUUGAUUCAAAGGGAAAUCCCACUGCUGAUUUCUCUUCCUGUCCCAGAGUGUGUCUAGUGAAAACCGAAGAUGGUUCUUCGCUUCGUGAUUUCACUUAUAUUUAUCAUUAUUUGGAGCAUGAAAAAAUUCGAACUUUGUUUAAUGUAAAUGAGCCUCAGCUUAAUUUCAGGGUGGGCAGGUUUUCAAAGAUGAAGAACUUAAAAGUUCUUCAGCUGGGAAGGUGGAGGGCCUCUGCAAGGCAACUUGUUGAAGUAGAGGGCACUGAGUUCUUGCAAGGUAUGAAGAAAAUGAAACAGCUUAGGUACUUUAGCCUUCGUGGAAUAUCUAGAAUUACUGAGCUUCCAAACUCAAUUUGCGAACUCAGUAAUCUAAGGAUACUGAACCUUAAUGGCUGUGAUAACUUAGAGAAACUUCCUGAUGGAAUAGGCUCACUCAAACAGCUGACACACUUAGACAUGUCUGAGUGUUACUUGAUUAGUCACAUGCCCAAAGGACUUGCUUCUCUCUCGGAACUCCGAGUCCUUAAAGGGUUUGUGAUUGGUAAACCAAGGUCUAGAGGCCACUACUGUGAGCUAGCUGAUUUGGCGGAGCUGGAACAGUUGAAGAAGUUGAGCAUUCAUGUAGAUAGAACAAGUGAUGAAGCUAAGAAAGAGCUGGAUUCUUUACCACAAUUUAGAAACCUCCGGUCUUUAUCAGUAGCCUGGUCAAGUAUAUACAAUGCACCCAUUCCCACAACAACAAAUGUGGCACUGGCAACAUUCCUGAGAAAUGUGAGCAGGGAAAAAUCAAUCAAAACACCAGGAUCUUCGUCACAUCAUGCUGCUUUAGACAAACUAGGCCUCCAGAAUUUCCAUGGUUCUAAGAUGCCUGAUUGGCUUAAGCGCUUAAAUCUGAAGAACCUAAAGAAGCUUUACAUAAGGGGAGGAGAACUAUCCGACCUGCGCCUUAUGAAGGAUUACAAAUGGACCGUGAAAUGUCUACGCUUAAAGUCCUUGAGUCAAUUGAGGAUGGAUUGGCAAGAACUGCAACCUUUGUUUCCAAACUUGGCUUAUGUGGAGAAAGUUGAAUGUCCUGAACUCAGUUCCUUCCCAUGUGAUCAGAAUGGAGAGUGGAUUCACCCUGAAGCAGAUACAGAGCAGGCUUAAGCAUUUUGCCAGAUUCACAACAAGUCCUUUCCAUUGUAUCUUUUUAUCCAAUUAUUCAGCACUUUGUAAUAUCGCCAGUUGAGUAGUUAAUAGUGUUCCUAGUUUAAAUUUUGUGCUCCAAUGCACCUUCAAUGAAGUCCACAAAAAUAAUUUCUUAUAUGAAAAUUUUGUUCACUCUUAUCAGCCAUUUCU
Molecule: messenger RNA, 2491 nt
Organism: Quercus lobata
Lineage: Eukaryota; Viridiplantae; Streptophyta; Magnoliopsida; Fagales; Fagaceae
Product: disease resistance RPP13-like protein 4
Exons: 1
Coding region: 215-2299 (694 amino acids)
Biological process (GO): defense response to other organism
Source: RefSeq, a predicted model, not a curated record